AUGGUUUUAAACAGGAUAAUCACAAAGUUCUUUCAGUUGGAUGAGAAAAGAGCCCUUCAGGUAGACUUCCAUCCAAUAGGUUCUAACAUCAAACCAGGCCCAAAGAAGUGGUUACAAAAUGAUACAUUGUUGGAAAUACAAAAUCUAUUGCAUGAUUUAAUAAAGCAGUUUGUGAGUGACAUAGGAAAGUCGGAGAAGAAAUCUAAAAGAUCCAAUCAGAUUAUAACAGGAAACACUGUGCUAUUAGGAUGUGUGUUCAGACAGAGGUCUAAUGCCAAUGAUCUUCUGAUAGAAGAAGGCAGUGACGAUGAAUCUGUGUUCCGAUCGUUAUACGGACAGAAGUUGAUAGUGUAUGUGUGUCCUAACGAACAAGGCAGUCCCAGCAGUGGAUCCGAGCUGUACAAAGUGAUGGCGCGUGGAGACAGUAGUGGUAAGAUAGUGAAGAUCAGCACUUACUUCAGUAAAACUGGUGGGAGUGGCACUCUUGGCAGUGGUCUUGCUACUGGAGCCACUUCCUCCUCUACGUCCUCUUCCUCCACAUCCCACAACCAGAAAGAUGUCAUAAAAAACAUAAUAAAACGUGGUAAAAUGUCAAAACACAAAAAGAAAAUGAAGUCAGUGGACAGAAGGAAAGAGGAACGGUCGAAACUCAAACAGCAGGAACUGAUAACAUCAGAUACUUCUCACCACAAACAGCCGGAACUGAUAACAGCAGAUACUUCUCACCACAAACAGCCGGAACUCACAACAUCAGAUACUUCUCACCACAAACAGCCUGAACUCACAACAUCAGAUACUUCUCACCACAAACAGCCGGAACUCACAACAUCAGAUACUUCUCACCACAAACAGCCAGAACUCACAACAUCAGAUACUUCUCACCACAAACAGCUGGAACUCACAACGUCAGAUACUUCUCACCACAAACAGCCUGAACUCACAACGUCAGAUACUUCUCACCACAAACAGUCGGAACUCUUAACAUCAGAUACUUCUCACCACAAACAGCCUGAACUCACAACGUCAGAUACUUCUCACCACAAACAGCCUGAACUCACAACGUCAGCAGAGACGAGAGAAGCAUCCUCAGGACUCCUGAUAACUUCUUCUUGUUCUGGUGGUACUAUUACACAUUGUGAUGUGUCUUCAUCUUCUACCAAUGAACCUUCUCUUACUGCGGACAGUGCUGAACAGAUACAAGAGCUCAAUUUAACAGUGAUACCAUGUAACUCCUUCUCUAAUACCUCCGUCCUAGUGAAGAGGACUGAACCUUUGGUAACUACCUCCAAUCCCUCAGAUGAAGAUCCUGGACAGGAUGACGACUCCAAUGACAGUAUAUUACCCUCCUGUAGUUUCAUACAACAGAAAAGUGAGGAGUAUAAUAGUGACAAGAUGUCAGACAGUGAUGGUGAUCAGUUUAGUCCUACACAUCCAGACUUUGAUAACCUUAGAUUCAUUGUCAGUGAUUUGGACUCUGCCAGUGAUGAUAAUCUGCCAUUAUUGUCCAGUACAUGGAGAAGAAAAUCACCGUGUAAGGUGUUUAAGGGGCUGGAUACUGAAGACAUACUAGACAUACCUGUGAUAGAUUCAGAUAGUGAGGACUGUCUCAUAGCUUUGAAGCGACGAAUGAGUAGAAAAAGAGUUCUACCAAAGUUCCCAGAAGAAGAUAUAUCUGAUGAAGAAGUCCCACAUAAAAAACAAAAGUAUAUUACUGGAGGAAAAUCUUCAAAACCAGAAAAGGAAUUAUUUCACCCUGAAACAACAAAUACUUUUAAAUCAUCAUCAGUUAUAGAAUUACCCUCUUUGUCAUGUAGUAGAAGGAGGUCUCCACAGAAACUAAAACAGACUACACUGGAAUUAAAUGGUGGGAGUCUGUCCAUCACCAAGUCACAUGAUCCCCAGCCUUCUCUAUCUCAACAGGAGGCGGAGCAAUGUAUGAUGAUUUAUGAUGAAGGAUUGAAACAUUUACGAUCUGACCUCAAACAGGAAAUAAUACAUGCAGAAAGCGUAAAGGAUUUAAAUGAACAGCACAUGUGGUUCCUUGUCCAAGACAAUAAGAAAUACCUGAGAAACAUCUUUGAGGGGAAGAUUCCUUGUGAAAGACACAAGCAGUUCAAGCAAGGUGGCAGAGCUAGAUUCCGUCUCAACUACCAAGUUUAUCUGAGUCUCUUCACAGAUGAACAACAGGACAUUGUCAUGGAAGCAUUGAUGUCAAUAUUUUGUAAAAAGGAUCAUGGGUUUCUUGAUUAUGUGAUGAAAGUGAUGUUGCCAGAGAUGCUCAUCAAAAUAUACAUGAAUGUCACAGGUUUGAAUCAUGACGAGGUAGACGGCAUCAUGGCUAGAGGAGGUGACAGAUUUGAAUCAUGA
Molecule: messenger RNA, 2367 nt
Organism: Ylistrum balloti
Lineage: Eukaryota; Metazoa; Mollusca; Bivalvia; Pectinida; Pectinidae
Exons: 11
Coding region: 1-2367 (788 amino acids)
Source: RefSeq, a predicted model, not a curated record